Molecule: messenger RNA, 639 nt
Organism: Pedinophyceae sp. YPF-701
Lineage: Eukaryota; Viridiplantae; Chlorophyta; Pedinophyceae
Source: the annotation of a GenBank genome assembly
AUGAGCAAACAUGGCAGCGGGCUGCGGGACGGCCGGGCGGAGGGGCAGGUGGCCGCGCGGGACAUCGUUCCCCCAGAAAGGUUCCCGCUCUGUAUUGUGUGGACGCCGAUCCCGGUGGUGACGUGGAUCAUGCCGUUCGUGGGGCACAUGGGCGUCGGGGACAGCCGCGGGCUGCUGCACGACUUCCUGGGGCACGGCACGAUCAACACGGGGCGGCUGGGGUUCGGGAGCCCCGCGCGCUACCUCCGCGUGGGCGACGGCAAGACGCUCAGCCUCCCAGACGAUGCGGGCAAGACGUGGGACGACGCGGUGCGGUUGUCGGUGGAGGACUUCAAGACGGAGGACUACAGCUUCUUCACCAACAACUGCCACACGUUUGUGGGGGCGGUGCUGUCGCGGGCGCGGUGCGGGGGGCGGACGAAGUGGGACAUGGCGCGGCUGGCGGUGCUCGUGGCGCUGUUCGGGCGGCACGUGGGCGUGUGGGGCGUCGCGAAGACGUGGGUCCCGUGGGGGUGUGUCAUGGGGGUGGGGGUGUACUUCGGGGGACUGUGGUGCGCCGUGGCCUGGCUCGGACUCUGCCUGGUCCUCGCGGCGUACGCGGUGUCGUACGAGAGCUUCUGUACGACGCGGUGGCUGUGA